AUGCCCAGGUCAAAACGUUCAAAGCUCGUGUCCUUGACAAAGGUCGAUAAGAAGACCCGAAGUCAUAAAGAGGCUCAAAUCACUUUGAUUCAAGAGAAUGCAGACAAGUGGAAGUACUGUUGGUUAUUCGAAGUGCGGUCGUUUCGCAACGGACACCUACAGACCGUUAGAAAGUUGUGGAAAGGCACUGCCCGUAUAUUUUUCAGUCGCUCAGCUCUCAUGGCGAAGGCAUUAGGAACUACACCGGAGGAGGAACAUAGGAUGGGAAUCCAUAAACUUGCCAAACAACUAGAAGGCGAAGUCGGAUUACUCUUUACCGAUACGGAACCGCAAGAAGUGAUAGAUUGGUUUGCUGACUUCCAUCCACCAGAUUUUGCGCGAGCAGGAAAUGUCGCGUCCCGGACGGUCGUUCUACCUGCAGGUCCUGUAAUGCAACACCAUUCAGACCCACCGGAACCGUUCCCGCACAACGAAGAACCACAGCUGCGUAAACUAGGUCUCAGCACAAAAAUGAACAGAGGCGUACCAACGCUGGAAAUUCCACACAACUUAUGUGAAAAGGGCAAGCCGUUAACAGCAGAACAGGCACAACUACUGAAGUUGAUCGGGGAAAAAAUGGUCGUUUUUAGAGUUGGGUUGAUUGCUAGAUGGGAUGCUGCCACCGGUGAGGUUACCACUUUAGAUGGCCCGCGGCUUCCAACGAAAGGAGGUGCUGAGAAAGUUGAGGGUGACGCUGAGAUGGAAGAGUGA
This is a messenger RNA of Marasmius oreades (fairy-ring Marasmius), 750 nucleotides long. RefSeq lists its product as uncharacterized. Gene Ontology annotation, molecular function: RNA binding. Gene Ontology annotation, biological process: rRNA processing; ribosomal large subunit biogenesis; nuclear-transcribed mRNA catabolic process. NCBI's taxonomy places the organism in Eukaryota, Fungi, Basidiomycota, Agaricomycetes, Agaricales, Marasmiaceae. The coding region runs from base 1 to 750 and encodes 249 amino acids. Gene Ontology annotation, cellular component: nucleolus; preribosome, large subunit precursor. The record is from RefSeq and is a predicted model, not a curated record. The transcript is spliced from 5 exons.